CACAGUCUCGAGCUUGCCUCCGGCCCGUGUCGCCAUCUUGGAGUCGUCCCGACCAGAGGAGCAGACGGAGCUGGAAAAAACCCGCUCGUCCUCAACGCAACGCGGAUUAACGGCGGCCGGAGCCGCGGUCGUAUUUGCUCCGGUUCCGGGAUCUUCUGGACCGGGGACGGUGGUCGUGCCCGCGGCGGGGAGCCCGCUCGGUCGUCGGUUUGUCCGUGUUUGGGCCGGGCAGCGCCGCCGGACCGCCGCUCGGAGCCCAGGCGGAAUAAAAGACGGAUUAAAAGACGGAAUAACCGAUAAAGCCACCGAGUUUUUCCCGGAGCCCCGCCGGGAAUGAGCGCCCCGACGCCGGCUUGACGUCGGACCGCGAUGCGCCGAGGCUCACCGGGGAGAAGCGGGAUCGCGGAGCGGAGUGCGCUUGAUUCGUAGACCGAUGGAAGCUCGCCCUGCCCGGCUGUGCUCGGCUCGCGGCGCCGCCAGCGGCUGAUCGGGCUCCGCUCUUCCCGACUGUUCCCGGCAUGCUGCAGGGCCGCAGAGGACCGGGCCCGUCCCGCCGCGUCUAGCCCACCGGAGACCCUGCUCUGGAUCGUGGAUCGUGGAGCCCGGCAGAGGCCGGAUCUUGUGGAUCGAAGCCGUUUAGAAGAUGCUCUUCCUGCGGAGACCGUGCUGCUGCCGGCCGGAAGACGUUUGACUGGACUCCGCUGUGAAGCCGCUCCUGGACGAACCUGGACGAACCUGGAGGACCAGGUCUCGAUUUCUCUCUGCAGACAGGAUCAACCUCGGAUGGAACAUGGGGGACGCCACCAAGCUGGCCUUCGCCGUGUUCCUCAUCUCCUGCUCUUCAGGCGCCAUCCUGGGACGCUCGGAGACCAAGCAGUGCGCCUACUACAACUCCAGCUGGGAGAAGGAGCGCACCAACCGCAGCGGCAUCGAGCCCUGCUACGGCGAGAAGGACAAGCGGCGCCACUGCUUCGCCACGUGGAAGAACGUCUCCGGCGCCGUGGAGGUGGUGAAGCAGGGCUGCUGGCUGGACGACGUCAACUGCUACGACAGGUACGAGUGUUUGGAGAAGAAGGACAACCCGGACGUCUUCUUCUGCUGCUGCGAAGGCAACAUGUGCAACGAGAAGUUCCUGUACGCCCCUGAAACGCCUUCACAGGGCGACCCGCACCAUUCCACCGCCUACACCACCUCCAACCCGUGCUCCCAGAAGCCCCAGCUCUUCAACACCCUGCUCUACAUCCUGGUCCCCAUCGUGGGCCUGGCCGCCGUCGUCCUCUUCUCCUUCUGGAUGUGGAGGCAUCACAAGCUGGCCUACCCGGCGGCCCUGGUCCCCACGCAUCACGCCUUUCACAUUAUGGUGGAGGACCCCGGUCCCUCGCCCCCGUCCCCCCUGCUGGGACACAAGCCGCUGCAGCUGCUGGAGGUGAAAGCCAGGGGGCGCUUCGGCUGCGUGUGGAAGGCCCAGCUGCUGAACGAAUACGUGGCCGUGAAGAUCUUCCCCAUCCAGGACAAGCUGUCCUGGCAGAACGAGUACGAGAUCUACAGCGUGAACGGCAUGAAGCACGACAACAUCCUGCACUUCAUCGGCGUGGAGAAGAGGAACAACAACCUGGACCUGGAGCUGUGGCUCAUCACGGCCUACCACGACAAGGGCUCCCUGACAGACUACCUGAAGGCCAACGUGGUGUCCUGGAACGAGCUGUGCCACAUCGCCCAGACGGCGGCCCGCGGCCUGGCCUACCUCCACGAGGACAUCCCGGGACACAAGGACGGACACAAGCCGUCCAUCGCUCACCGAGACAUCAAGAGCAAGAACGUUCUGCUGAAGAGCAACCUGACGGCCUGCGUGGCCGACUUCGGCCUGGCGCUCAAGUUCGAGGCCGGGAAGUCGGCAGGAGACACUCACGGACAGGUGGGGACCCGUCGCUACAUGGCCCCUGAAGUCCUGGAGGGCGCCAUCAACUUCCAGCGCGACGCCUUCCUGCGUAUCGACAUGUACGCCUUCGGCCUGGUGCUGUGGGAGCUGGCGGCGCGCUGCACGGCGGCCGACGGUCCGGUGGACGAGUACAUGCUGCCGUUCGAGGAGGAGGUGGGCCAGCACCCGUCCCUGGAGGACAUGCAGGAGGUGGUCGUCCACAAGAAGCUGCGUCCCUGCUUACGGGACUGCUGGCAGAAACACCCGGGUCUGGCCAUGCUCUGCGAGACCGUGGAGGACUGCUGGGACCACGAGGCCGAGGCCCGCCUGUCCGCCGGCUGCGUGGAGGAGCGCAUCGGCCAGAUGCAGCGCCAGGCCCCCGUCGUCGGCCCCGAGGAGAUCGUCACCGUGGUCACCAUGGUGACCAACGUGGACCUCCCGCCCAAGGAGUCCAGCUUAUGAUGGGCCGGUCGGCGCAGAGAACCCGGAGAACCGGAUGGGCGCCGGGGGACGAGGCCGGCCCUGGCUGGUCGGCCCGGCGUCGCUUCUUCUUCUUCUUUGGAUUUACUUUGGUCUUUUUCCUCCGUUGUUUUUGUUUGUUUUCCUCCUUUAAGUGCGGGCCGCUACUCUGGUUUAGGAAACAGCCUUCGGCCGCCCCCGCCCGCCUCCACCCGCCCCCGAACGGCCCCACCCACCCCCACAUCCCCCACCUGCCCCCGACAUCCGCCUCAUCUUCAUAUGCGUGCCUGAGGAUCGGAGACUUCAUCCGAGUGUUCAGGACAUCCGAGUGUUCAGUGACAGAGCUGGAGUACACACACACACACACACACACACACACACACACACACACACGCACACGCGCAGGAAGCCGAUGUGUGCUGCUGGAUCUCCACGGCGGAGGGAGGGGCUCCAGCAGCGGCUCUCCGAACCUUUGCUGUCUUUUUGAAGAGACGACUAUCGUUCUGCCGAUGAGCAGACGGCUCCUGAAUGUCGAUGGUGUCUUGCUGCUGUACAUAGUGUAUUAAGGACCCAGGACCCAGACCACUUGGUAAUCAAGCUUAUUUUAAAAGGGGGGGAGGGGAGGGUGGAGGGGGGUCCAUUUUCAAGCAUUACGACGAUAAAAAAAACCAUAAACCUCCUUCAACCAGGUAUACCUCAGUUCAGACGGACGGUUUAAAUGAGUCCCUCUCCUGUUCACGGUUCCUCGUCCCCCCUCCCCCCCGAUCUCCUCUUCUUCGGUUCCGAUCUGGUCUUGGAUGGUGAACUUCCUCCCUCCUCUCCUGGUUUUUCUCUCGGGGGUCUCCGGAUCGGGGGACCGAAGCGGUGGUUUCAGGUGAUUUAGCUCUUUGGUUUGCAGUGUCAGCCGUCGGCGGAGGAACCAGGAGCCUCGCCUCACCUCGCCGAGCUUCGCUCCGGGGGGUUCGGACAUUCAGAGUACGGGGUGAUUUACCCACAACCACCAUGUCAAACUCUUGGAACAGAUCCUUUCUUUUGAUAUUUGGUGAAAUCCGUUCUGUGUUGUGAUGAUUCUAUUUAGGAAAAAGAACAAAUUGCGUGGGCCGCCGUGUUGCCCUGGGCGGGGCUUCAGACUGGGUGCACUGGGCUUCAUGUUGGACCUGCACCUGGAUUUAGCUGAGCCAGCUUGCUUUCCAUUUGAUUUUCCACAGAUUUUCAUUUCUUCUGCUCUCUUUUGAUACACCUCAGGAAUCUUUGCUACUCACCACACCUCCCCCCCUCCCCCAGCAGCUCCCCUCCCCCGCCUCGUCUUGCCCGGUCAGGGUUCGGCCGCCGUCCGCUCGCUCGCGGAAAGGUCUCACAGCUGCUCUGCUGGGAAGUGAAACGUUUCCUCAAACUCCAGAAAGUCAGUUUUCCCCUUUCUGUCCGAUGUGUUUCCACCACUGGAUGUAACUUGAGUGUAGUUAGUGGACAGAAGAGCAGCUGUCUUUCUGACGGCCUGACUGACCGACGAUUCGACGGACUGACGGUCUGAGGUACUGAUAGUCCGACAGAGCGAUGGAUGGAUAGAUUGAUGGUCUGACGUACUGACGGCCUGAUUGAACGACGGUCUGACGUACCGAUGUACUAACGGUCUGAUGGCCUGACGUACCGAUGUACCCAUGGCCUGAUAGGUCGACGAUCUGACGUACCGAUGGACGGACAGUUUGAUAGAACAAUGGUCAGAAAGAACGACGGCCUGAUGUACCAACGGCCUGACGUACCAACGGCCUGACGUAUCGACGUACCCAUGCCCUGAUAGAACGAUGGUCUGACACGCCGACAGCCUGACGUACUGACGAUCAGACAUACCGACGGCACCGACUUACCCAUGCUCUGGUAGAACGAUGGUCUGACAUGCCGACAGCCUGACGUACCAAUGAUCUGACGUACCGACGGUCAGACAUACCGAUGGCCUGACGUACCAACGAUCUGAUGUACCGACGGUCAGACAUACCGACGGCCUGACGUACCGACGGUCUGAGGUACCGACAGAGCGACGGUCCUGCCGACUCCUCGGGCUGAGGCGAGCGGCGCUCCCCUUUCUUUCAUCCUGGUGCCAUUUCUACGGAUCCACAUUAGUUCCUCUUGUAGAUGUCAGGCAAAACGGAUGUAUCUGUCACUGUUGUGGAAGCAACAGGGACAUUUUUUUGAGUCUUUCUUUCCUCUGAGGGACAUUGAACACUGGUGCCGGCAGACCUGCAGUCUCUCCUCAAGCUUCGGGACGGCUUCACAGAACAGUUUCAAAUCAAGCCCCAACAGGAAGCAUGAGGAAACUUCAGCCUCCCGUCUUCAUGGCGGUGGAGGAGCAAACGGAAACCGUCAACACCGUCUCAUUAGAUUAAAUAUUGUCAGUUUGGCCAACACUAAAAGAAAGCUUUCAUUGGCAGAAAGGCUUGAAACGCAGCGGCAGGUUAUUGAUCUCUGACCAUGAAAGCGGUUUAGCUGGACGGAGUCUUGACGCUGCUGGAGCCGUUACCCAGAGUCCACUGUUGAACGGAGGUAGAUGCUGAAGGAAGAACGGGACUGUGGCGCGUUUCUGUCCGCUAGCCUAGCUAACGCGUCGCCAUCGCUUCAGCAAACGGGAAGUAGAAGCCAUCAUCUCACUGAACGUAUUGUAGCACGAGCUCAAUAGUCACUCGGACCCUGCUUCUGGACGCCGCUGCCGACCCGCCUCCUGAUCGGGAUCGAAGCCCGGCGGCGCUACCUCACUCGCAGGGACUCUCCAAACCCACCAGACUCCCGGUUCCUCCGGCAGAACCCUGCUCCACGCGACGUACGGAAUCCAGCAGAAGUUUCCUCAUGUGAAGAGCUCUCCCCCCGGACGCGGCGUUCGGUUGAACGGUGUCCUUUUCCCGGCGGCGCCGGAGGACCGGCGCUCGGCUUGAAUUCAAACUGCUCUCAGAAUCCGGUCCGAACCAGCAAACACCAUUCAGGGAUUCAGUACUAUGCUUUUCUAAGUUCUAGCGAGUGAUAUGCAACCAGUGCCGCAAACUACCCUACACCUCUGUAGGACCAGCUGCAGGAGUGACUUUCAACCCACACACACACACACGCACGCACACACACACACACAGAAACACACAAAUAACUUGUAGCAUUGUUUUUUUGUUUCUUUUUUUUAAUCCGUGACCUUGCAUAUUGAUAUGUUCUGUAUUUAUUUUUUAAUUUACUGGCCUGAGGUUUUGGGGAUCAGAGCUCAGGUGCCACUCGGACUGAACAGUCGGCACCGUUUAUGGUUGUUGUUGUUGUUCUUGUUGUCGUUGUGGGUGGGGGAGGGGGGGUGUUCAGUUGUAAUUCAGGAAAUACUUUAAUUCAAAAGAAAACAGAUAUAAACUGUAACAUGCUUCUUUCUAUUCAGUCUUUGGACAAAAAUGACCGAGAAUGAAUGUCCUCCAGACUCCUGGACCCAGUAUUUGUCCCGUGGUGGAUUGGUGAGCCCGGCCCCGUGUACCGCUAGAGGGCUUUGCGUCUGGCUGCUUUGGUGUGAUCGUUCCCCGUCCCGGCGGGAGCCGCGCCGUGGCGCCGGUGGACGUCCAUCCCGCCGCCUCCCUCCUGCUCCAACCAAAACACAAACCUCCUCCACCUUCAGUCCAUCCCGGUCCCCCUCCAGACCUCCGGCUUCCGGCUGCCAAACCAAAUCCUGGUUCCCUCAGGUCCAGUGAAGCGGGGCGGAGGGGGGCUGAGGAGUGUUUCCUUUCACUCCAAUUCCAGUUCCAAUCAGGAUUGGUUUCAUUAAAGAGAUUUGCUUCAUGAGAACCCGGAUCCUCAAUCCAGAGGAUUUCCUGAUGGGAUCGGCUCAUCAAUGGUCUGAUUGGUUUCAGGGCAGAUCUCUGGAUCUGGUUCCUGGUCGGAGCGGUUCUCUGCCCUGGGAUGGAUCUCCACCGCGGGCCGGCUGUCCGUCUCCCUCGGGCGACCCCCUCCAGCCCAGCACCUCCCCCUGCUGUGCUUACGAACCCCUCCGUUUGUACCAUUUGUGUCUUGUUGCCCCCCUAUUUUAAGCAGUCUAGGAUCUGUACAGACAUAAACCCUGUAUCAACUAUAUACUCUGAGCUGAAUCUUUAUAAGUGCGUGUUGAACUUCAGUGUUUCCUCUACAUUCAUUUAUACUUUUCUGGUGUUUCCACUCCGAAGCGAGGCGACGAGCCUCCACCAGAAACAACCUCGAGUUGUCUGAAAGCGAGCGGCUCCUUGGAGUCCUAAAGAAAGCACUUCAGGUUCCUCAGCAGAAGAAAACCAGCCCCCGGUGUACCGCAGGGAGCCCGCCUGGGGCCCCUGCUGUACAUCGAGGGGGCCCCUGGCCUCAGGGAGCGCCUGCAGGGCCCUGCUGGAGCUCUGAGUGCAGUUGCAAUACUGGUCUUGUGAGAACACCACCCUCCGCUGCAGGUGCUCCGUUCCAGCAUCCCCCCCACCCCACCCCCCCUGCCCCCCCGGCCGUCGGUCCGGGUUUUUCCAGGAGGCAUCGACUCCACUGACCUCGCCGCAGGACGAUCAUCUCCUCUGGACGCUCCGUUGGGUUGCCAGGUGUGAAAUUUGUAAAAAAAAAAAAAAUGGAAAAAGACAAAAACACUACAAGCGACCCCACAUUUCUGGAGGCUCUGGAGUGGCGGCGCUGAUCCAGGACCUGCUGGCUCUGCUGACCCCGACCACCAGGGCGGCGCUCUGCAGAGCUCCGAGACUGGACAUGAGAAAGUAAGGUGGAGUACAAACGGCCGCCUGACCUCUGACCUCCGUCAGGUGACCGGAGGACCGGCAGGGAAGCGCCGCCGCCCAGCAGACCCAGAGCCCCGAUCAGCGCCGCCACUCGCUUUUUAUCAGCUGAAGUUGAUCCACGUGAUGUAAAUAAAUGUUUUUAGAUUGUGA
Salarias fasciatus (jewelled blenny) is the source of this 7275-nucleotide messenger RNA. RefSeq names its product activin receptor type-2A. Gene Ontology annotation, cellular component: plasma membrane; activin receptor complex. Gene Ontology annotation, biological process: cellular response to growth factor stimulus; activin receptor signaling pathway; protein phosphorylation. Bases 791 to 2380 code for a protein of 529 amino acids. Gene Ontology annotation, molecular function: ATP binding; activin binding; activin receptor activity. The record is from RefSeq and is a predicted model, not a curated record. NCBI's taxonomy places the organism in Eukaryota, Metazoa, Chordata, Actinopteri, Blenniiformes, Blenniidae. The transcript is spliced from 12 exons.